CCUGUGCACAACCUCCAUGAGUCUAGUGUUGGGUCUGACCAGAUCCUUGUGAGAAAAUGAAAGUAAAGGGCUUUAUCUUCGCUAUUCUGAUCCACUGGACUAUUUGUGCCGAACAGAGAGAGUUCUAUUCUUCGACGGAUCAUCUGAUCAAACUCCUUGAGGUAGGUAAGGACCUGGUGAAGAAUCUUGGGGAGUACAUAACAGCAGAGGAAGCCAUUUUAAAGUCCCUCAAGAGGGUUCUAGUGGACCUCUCUGAGCUCACAGCCUGUGUGGAUUCUCUGGAUGAGUUGGAAGAGCACGUGAGUAAUCCACUCACUGCGUACAGGCUGGUAAGAAAUCUGAGGACCAAAUGGACGGUGAUAGAGGAAACCGUGGAGAAGAGCCCUUUAUCUGAGUUCCUCAAAAUGGUAAAGCUUAAAUCUCAGGCUCUGCCAACAGACAGAGAUGUGAAUGGGAUAGCUCUGGCUCUCAUCAGACUACAAGAUACAUACCAGCUAGAGCCAACAAGCAUCAUGGGUAGAGAACAAUCAGUUCUGACAGGUAUGGUUGCUGCAACCUCCUUGGGCCCAGAUGAAACCUUCCAUAUAGCCAUGGUCGCAUAUAAAAACCUGAAGUACCCACUUUACAUCAGCUGGCUGGCUGAAACGAUGAGGCUACUGAACUUGGGAGUGGGCAGUCUUCACUCUCUCACAUCCUUCCUCCAAACGGAUAACCUGCCUACGGAACUCAGCUUUAUAAAGCAACUUGUGAGCCAUGACCCCACCAACAUACAGGGUAUGGUUCAGCAGAUGUACUCCAGCACUCUGCGAAGCGUCCUUCAGGCGCUUGGGACCCGGCCACUCAACUUCAACAUAGACUCACUAAUACCCAGAAGCUUAUACAGUAACCCGUACGAAGCCUUAUGUCGAGGCAAAGGCCUCAGAAUGGCACCAGGGAGACAGAAGAAGCUGUUCUGCAGAUAUAGCCAUGGAGAGGGCAGCGCACCAUGGCUCUACGCUCCCAUUAAACUGCAGGAGGAGUGGGACAGCCCACCUAUCGUCAGAUACCUUGAAAUCAUAUCAGACCAGGAAAUAGACGCCGUUAAGAGGCUGUCCCGCCCCAAGCUUGAAAGGGCUAUGGUCAUCGAUCACACAACUGGACACAAGUACUCUACAGAAUCACGUGUGUCAAAAAGUACCUGGCUGAAAGACGAGGAGGACCCUGUCAUCCGUAAACUGAGCCAGAGGAUAAGUGACAUCACCGGUCUAGACAUGACCACGGCUGAGAGCCUGCAGGUGGCCAACUAUGGAAUUGGUGGACAGUAUGAACCACAUUUCGACUCUAAGCUCGGGAAUGACCCUGACCAUGCACUUAAAGGUGGAAGAAUAGCAACCAUCUUAAUAUAUAUGAGUGAUGUCAAAUUGGGUGGUUCUACAGUGUUUCCUGAUAUAGGUGCAGAAAUACUACCACAAAAGGGCUCUGCGGUGCUGUGGUAUAACAUUCUACGGAAUGGCCUGGAGGACGACCGCACCUUACAUGCCGCCUGCCCUGUUUUCCUAGGGAGCAAAUGGGUGGCAAACAAAUGGGUUCGGAUGAGAGGUCAAGAGUUCAGGAGAAGAUGUUCUCUGUCACCCACUGAAUGAGAGAUGCCUGGAAGAUUGAAAUUGUAGACUGCUGCACGGUGCAUACAUACUGUACACACACACACACACACACACACACACACUGACAGACACGUACUCACACAGCAGAGUAUUGUUAUGUGGACAGACUGAACUAACAUGGACUGUUAUUUUAUUAGCCACCCUCUGCGUUGCAAUAUAGGCAGUGAACUUACGCUGACCAGCUAAUGUACUGUACAAAGCAACAGGGAAUACGCAUCCACGGGACAUUUGCCUCUCUCUCUCUCUCUCUCU
Sardina pilchardus (European sardine) is the source of this 1895-nucleotide messenger RNA. Its product is annotated as prolyl 4-hydroxylase subunit alpha-2-like. The transcript is spliced from 14 exons. Gene Ontology annotation, biological process: peptidyl-proline hydroxylation to 4-hydroxy-L-proline. The record is from RefSeq and is a predicted model, not a curated record. NCBI's taxonomy places the organism in Eukaryota, Metazoa, Chordata, Actinopteri, Clupeiformes, Clupeidae. Gene Ontology annotation, cellular component: endoplasmic reticulum. Bases 57 to 1622 code for a protein of 521 amino acids. Gene Ontology annotation, molecular function: L-ascorbic acid binding; protein binding; iron ion binding.